AUGCCGCAUGUCUCUGCCCGAACACUCAGGAUGGCCCAGAGUGGGUGUCCUACAAAUCUGUCUGCAGACAAGACUAUCUCUUCGAGUGUCACUCGAGUAAUAGUGAAGACACCAGGCAAGCAGCAAGACUUUACGGUAGCUGAUGACACCUCGAUGAGGCAGUUCAAGGAGAAGCUAUCGGCUCAUUUCGAUUGCCAAAUGGACCAGUUAGUGUUGGUCUUCAUGGGUCGCCUUCUCAGAGACCAUGACACACUGAGACAGAGGGGCAUCCUGGAUGGCCACACCAUCCACUUGGUCAUCAAAUCCAAGCAUGGCUCCCAACCCCUAGCUCAUUCCUCCCAGAACCUGCCAAUCAAUGAGCCCUGCCACUGGAACGGAAGCACCAAAGGAAACAGCAGUGAGGUGCAUCAGCCUGCUGGCAUUAAUCAAGCCCCAGUGGAAUCACCCCUCUUUGUGGAGCCUGAGAUGCCCAAGGUGAAUACCCAGAACCUGGAAGCUGGCAGUCCUGGGCACAUGGCACAGAUGUUGGACAAUCCCAGCAUCCAGCAGCUUCUGUCCAACACAGAUCUCAUGCGGCAGUUUAUCUCAGAACAUCCAGAGAUGCAACAACUCAUGCAGCAGAACCCAGAAGUUUCCCACAUCCUUGACAAUUCAGAGAUCCUAUGGCAGACUCUGGAGCUGGCCAGGAACAUUGCCAUAAUCCAAGAGAUAAUGCAGAUUCAACAAACUGCACAGAACCUUGAGCAUCCGCAGAACUCACAGCCACCUCUGGGCUUAGAGACAAUUCCAGGUAGAGACAAUGCCCUGGGUCAGAGCUAUGCUGAUUUCAAUGACCAAAUGACCAACAACUUACAAGAUACCUUUGGGGGCAACAUUUUCACAGCUCUCCUGUCAGGACAAGUGCCAGAACAAGUCCAGUCUUCACCUUCACCUCCACCACCGUCCCAGGAACGGCGGGACCAACUCCCACAGCUCCCUACAACCCGAGUUAUUUACACCAGUUCAUGUGGUUUAUCUGCAGCCAAUGCCACCCCCAGCAGGGUGAACCAUACUGCCAGGGUCAGUGCUGCUACUAUCUCCACCAAGGGCCGAAGCCACACGUGUGCCAUUCAGCAGCCAGUCGGGGUGCCAGCUCUACCCAGCAUAGAGCCCACUCAGCAGCACCAGGCAGAAGGCAAGGAUGACAUCUCUCUAAGUAAGUCUGACCAGAGACUGGAGGAUGAUCUGCAGCUGUCGGAUGAGCAGACCAGCUCCCAGAUUACAGGAAGCAUGACACAGCUGCUUAUGAACAACCCCUGCCUGGCAGCCCAAAUGAUGUUGUUCAUGAGUAUGCCCCAGCUGAGUGAACAAUGGAGGCAGCAGAUGCCCACAUUCCUGCUUCAGACACAGCUUUCUGACUUGCUGUUAUCCCUAGCCAACCCUAAAGCAUCACAGGCAAUACUGCAGAUUGAGCGGGGUCUCCAGCUGCUGGCCACAGAGGCUCCUGCUCUUCUGCCCUGGGUCGCACCCUACCUAUGGGGCCUGGGUUGGCUUCCUGACCCCAGCUGCAGCUACCCUGAUAUGACACCCUCGUCCUGGGAUGUGCCAGACACAGCUGACCCAAAAGGGCCUGAAGGCUGCCACAAAUCUGGAGCAGUCCUACAGAGGCUACAUUCCCUAGCUGAAGAACCCUCCCAAUCUCUACAAGCUCCUGAGAUUUGCUUCAGCAAGCAGAUGGAAUCUCUCCAGGCCAUGGGCUUUGGGAAUCAUCAUGCCAAUCUGCAGGCACUCAUUGACACCAAGGGAGACACCAGUGCUGCUAUCCGCAAGCUCAAGAGAUCCCAGAGAUUCUAA
Messenger RNA from Trichechus manatus latirostris (Florida manatee), 1833 nucleotides. RefSeq names its product ubiquilin like (gene UBQLNL). The transcript has a single exon. NCBI's taxonomy places the organism in Eukaryota, Metazoa, Chordata, Mammalia, Sirenia, Trichechidae. Bases 1 to 1833 code for a protein of 610 amino acids. Gene Ontology annotation, cellular component: cytosol. Gene Ontology annotation, biological process: ubiquitin-dependent protein catabolic process. Gene Ontology annotation, molecular function: polyubiquitin modification-dependent protein binding. The record is from RefSeq and is a predicted model, not a curated record.